This is a messenger RNA of Trichosporon asahii var. asahii CBS 2479, 774 nucleotides long. RefSeq lists its product as uncharacterized. The transcript has 2 exons. Bases 1 to 774 code for a protein of 257 amino acids. Gene Ontology annotation, molecular function: S-adenosylmethionine-dependent methyltransferase activity. Lineage: Eukaryota; Fungi; Basidiomycota; Tremellomycetes; Trichosporonales; Trichosporonaceae. The record is from RefSeq and is a predicted model, not a curated record.
AUGGCGCUGAACCUGGCCGAGCGAUUCGACAAGGUGACUGGUCUCGAUCCUUCGCAAAAGAUGGUCGACGUCGGCCUGCAGUCGCCAAGGGACAAUAUCACAUACGCCGUGGGCGACGCCGAGAAGACGGGUCUGCCCGACCAGAGCGUCGACCUCGUGAUUGCCGGCCAGGCGGCGCACUGGUUUGAUCACGGCAAGGCAUGGAAAGAGCUCAGGCGCGUGCUCCGCCCCAAGGGGACGGUGGCCUAUGUCGUGGGUUUGGUUCCAGGGCCAGAGCUGACAAUAGGGAUACGGUACUCUGGCGGCGAGGAUAGUAUCGGACCUUACUGGUCGCAGCCGGGCCGAGGAAUCGUCGAGGGGUUGCUUGACCGUGUGCCAUUCCCGGUUGAUGCGAAGCCCGACACCGAGCUCGCCAGUGCGCUGCCCGAUCUCAACGGCAACGGCCAUCCUAAGCCCGAUCGUAUCGCUGAGCCCCCAGCAACGGGAGUGGAGGGGUUUGACUCUUCCAGUGCCGUCAGGAUCAAGGCCGGAGACGACGGGACGUGGUAUCUGAAGAAGACGUGGGACCUUGCGCACCUCGAGGGGUAUCUGCGGAGUGCCAGCGCUGUGCACGCAUACCACGAAGCCAACCCCGAGGACAAGGCGAAGCGGGGUAACGGAGAGGAUGGUGACAUUGUGGACCGUGUCAUCCACAAGAUUGGCCUAGGGCUAGGCAACGACAGACAGUUUGAGGUUGCCUGGCCGCUGGUGCUGAUGAUGAUCAGGAGAACGUAA